Messenger RNA from Daucus carota subsp. sativus, 1718 nucleotides. RefSeq lists its product as uncharacterized. The transcript is spliced from 14 exons. Bases 106 to 1371 code for a protein of 421 amino acids. The record is from RefSeq and is a predicted model, not a curated record. NCBI's taxonomy places the organism in Eukaryota, Viridiplantae, Streptophyta, Magnoliopsida, Apiales, Apiaceae.
CAACUGCGUUGUUGUCUGAAGCAUCACCUCAAGCCAUAAGCAAGUGGAUAUAUAUAAUAUAUAAAUGAACGAACGAGGAGGGAGAUAAGAGAGGCAAGUACAGAAAUGGCGAUGUUAUGCAUGAGCAUCACACCAAGUCUCACUACUCCUCCUACUUCAACAGCAACAGUGGAAGUCAACAAGGCAAAACAAGUCAAGUCAAGAGUGUUGAUUCUUGGAGCCACUGGUAGAGUUGGUGGCUCCACUGCCCUUGCUCUUUCUAAAUUAUCUCCGGAUCUUCAGCUCCUUCUCGGUGGCCGCAACAAGGAUAAAGGGGAGUCUAUGGUGGCUACAAUAGGAGCCAACUCUGAAUUUGCUCAAGUGAACAUUGAUGAUGCAAAAUCACUGGAAGCAAUUUUAAGUGAUGUAGAUCUUGUAGUACAUACUGCAGGGCCUUUUCAACAGGCAGAAAAGUGUAGUGUGCUGGAGGCUGCUAUACGGACACAGACAGCAUAUAUGGAUGUAUGUGAUGACACAAGCUAUGCAUUUCGUGCAAAAUCAUAUAUGGAUAAGGCGGUGGCUGCCAAUAUUCCAGCAAUAACAACUGCAGGAAUCUAUCCAGGAGUAAGCAAUGUGAUGGCAGCAGAGUUAGUUCGUGCUGCACGAAGUGAAAACAAGGGAGAACCUCAGAGGCUAAGAUUUUAUUAUUAUACGGCAGGUUCUGGUGGUGCUGGCCCAACAAUAUUAGCCACCAGUUUUCUACUUCUUGGAGAGGAGGUUGUUGCUUAUAAUAAAGGAAAAAGGAUCGAACUAAAGCCGUAUACCGGAAAGCUGAAUAUUGACUUUGGAAAGGGGAUCGGAAAGAAAGAUGUUUAUCUAUUGAACUUGCCUGAAGUAAAGAGCACUCACGAAAUAUUAGGAGUACCAACUGUAAGUGCUCGAUUUGGUACUGCGCCAUUUUUCUGGAACUGGGGAAUGGUUGCUAUGACAAAGCUUUUUCCUAUGGAAUUCCUAAGGGACAGAAAUAAAGUUCAACAGUUGGUGAAAUUAUUUGAUCCUUCAGUCCGUGUGGUAGAUGGAAUAUCUGGAGAACGUGUCUCAAUGAGAGUCGAUCUGGAAUGUUCCGAUGGACGCCACACGCUAGGCUUAUAUAGUCACAAGAAACUAUCUGUAUCGGUUGGAGUUUCCACAGCUGCAUUUGCCCUUGCUAUUCUUGAGGGUAGCACACAACCUGGGGUUUGGUUCCCGGAGGAGCCUGAAGGAAUUGCUGUUGAGGCUAGGGAGGUUCUUCUGCAACGUGCAUCACAAGGAACUAUCAAUUUUGUUAUGAACAAGGCACCAUGGAUGGUAGAGACAGAUCCUAAAGAGGUCAUAUUAGGAAUUUAUGUGUGAUACAAGUUAUGCUAGUCAAAUGUUCCUCCAUUUUUUACCACAGGUCCCCAAGCUAAAUUUCAGUAAAGCACACCAAAAUAUAAAUUUUGAAAUGAGCCGAACUUUGUAGUAUCAUUGAUUCGGAAGUGGCAGAGAAUAUCUUGACUAACUUUGUCGUAGAUAUGUAUACCCUAUCUGUUACACUUUUCUUAGCAAUCUUAUGAAUCUUCAUAAGGUGCUACCAGGACUGAUUAGUUAUAGUGUAUAAAAUGUAGUAUGUAUAUUGGUUAACCUUGUUGUGUAUAAUUGAUUCUGUAUAAUUGGCCAAAUAACAUAAAAGGAUGAACUAAUUCCCCCUGCAUUUGUAA